AUGCGGCUACACUACUUCAACAGUACAACCUUCUACGUAGACAUGCUGUGCUUGCUGCCUCUCGACUUCUUAUACCUCAGUCUCGGGUUCAAAUCCCUCUUGCGCUCAUUCAGAUUGGUGAAAGUUUAUAGAUUCUGGGAGUUUCUAGAUAGAACUGAACGUCAUACGAACUAUCCAAAUGUUGUAAGGACGGUUGCACUCUUGCACUAUUUGUUUGUAAUU
Molecule: messenger RNA, 222 nt
Organism: Helobdella robusta
Lineage: Eukaryota; Metazoa; Annelida; Clitellata; Rhynchobdellida; Glossiphoniidae
Exons: 1
Biological process (GO): monoatomic cation transmembrane transport
Cellular component (GO): intracellular cyclic nucleotide activated cation channel complex; plasma membrane
Molecular function (GO): intracellularly cAMP-activated cation channel activity; protein-containing complex binding; cGMP binding
Source: RefSeq, a predicted model, not a curated record